UUUGCAGUGUUUUCAAGCCUGGCCUGUAAACAGUCUUAGGAUCCAAUGUUCAAAACGUCCUUAACUUGCUGGUACAUGCCCAGUUUGGUGGGUGGUCGCAUCCCACAUGGAUGGGACCCUGAAAGGCCCGACACCUUUUUCUUCUCCCUCCACAGCAAACCGCAGAGCCGAGCUGACUGUGAUGGAAAGCGGAGAGCAGAGGGCUGACAGCAGACUGGACUCCUCCAGGUGGACAGUGUGGAUCAUAGAGUACGUCUGGGCCCACGGGAUGAUGGAUAUACAGGAAGUUGUGGACCCUUCCAGUUUGCCAGAGGUGGAGUCCCAGCCUCUGGGCCUUGAAGAUACAUGGAGGCUGCAUGUUGCCUCUACCCAGGUGUAUUCCAUUGUGAAGAAGAGGGACAUGGAACGCUUUGAAAGAGUGAUUUGCUUUCUGGAAGCCACUUACAGGCUGCUGCCCAGGCUGGUGGCCACCAUCAAACACAUGAAGAUCAUGUUUGGCCUCAAGACCAUGGUUGUGAUGUGGAUGCUCAGGGAGGGCCGAGGACACCAUGUUGAAAAUCAACCAGUUCUUCCCAAAUAAACUACCCCAGUACCAAGAUCAGUGUGGUCAACAUGAAAUGUUCCUCAUGAGGAAGAACCAUCUGGACUUAAGGCCCUGACACUAGAUCUCGCUGUGAACAAGGCCAGACUUGAAGAUUAUGUUAAGGAUGGAGAGCAAGUCUUACUUGGUUCAGAUGAAGGGAAACGGACACCACGGCAAAACCGGUGUCAGUGGCACAAGCCUGAACGGGACCGGAGGCGCUGGGAAGGGAGUGCACGAUGGUAAACUCCAUGUCAGUGUAAAUGGGAGUUUGUACCCAGCCAAAGUGAAGAGCCGCCGACAGAGGUGGGAAGUAAAGCCUUCAGAGAUGGCCAACAACACGUUCAAUCCCAUAAGGGCCAUCGUGGACGGCAUGAAGCUCACCCCCAACAAGGAUAAACCCAUGAUCGCACUGUCCAUAGGGGACCCCACUGUGUUUGGAAACAUGCCCACAGAUGGUGCCGUGCUUCAGGCCAUGAAAGAUGCUAUAGACUCUCAAAAGUACAACGGCUACGCUCCUUCUGUUGGUUACCGGGAGAGCCGACAGGCAGUGGCCAACUUCUACAGUUGCCCCGAGGCUCCGCUAGAGGCAGAGGAUGUGAUUUUGACCAGUGGCUGCAGCCAGGCCAUUGACCUGGCUAUCAGUGUCCUGUGCAAUCCAGGGGACAACAUCCUGGUCCCGUGCCCAGGCUUCUCCUUAUAUAAAACUCUGGCUGUGUCCAUGGGCAUCGAGGUCAAACUCUACAACCUGCUGCCAGAGAAGUCUUGGGAGGUUGACCUCCACCACAUGGAGAGCCUGAUUGAUGAGAGGACAUCCUGCCUGAUUGUUACCAAUCCAUCCAACCCAUGUGGCUCUGUCUUCAGCAAGGAACACUUACAGAAGAUCCUCAAAGUGGCCUUCAGACACUGUGUUCCCAUUCUGGCUGAUGAAAUCUACACUGAUAUGGUUUUCCCUGGGUUCCACUGUCCUUCCAUGGCAUCUAUCAGCAGUGAUGUUCCCAUCCUUUCCUGCGGUGGCUUGGCUAAAUGCUGGCUGGUCCCUGGUUGGAGGAUGGGAUGGCUCCUCAUCCAUGACAGGAAUGAUAUAUUUGGAUCUGAGAUUCGACAGGGUUUGGUGAAACUGAGUCAGCGCAUUCUGGGAGCAUGCACCAUUGUCCAGGGGGCGCUGGAGAGCAUCCUCAAUAACACACCUCAGAGCUUCUACAACAGCACCAUCAGUUUCCUGAAGUCCAACUCAGAGAUUUGCUUCAAAGCGCUGUCCAGCGUCCCCGGCCUGAACCCUGUGAUGCCUUCAGGAGCAAUGUAUCUCAUGGUGGGAAUCGACAUGGAUCACUUUCCAGAUUUUAAGAAUGACGUGGACUUUACCGAAUGGCUGGUGACUGAGCAGUCUGUCUUCUGUCUGCCUGCCUCGGCGUUUGAAUAUCCUAACUUCUUCCGCAUCGUGGUGACGGUGACGGAGGAGAUGAUGGUGGAGGCUUGUGGCCGGAUCAGGGAGUUUUGCCAGCACCACUAUCGGCCAAGUAGCUGCAACAGCAAUGAUCUGGACCAGUGAUAGAGCAGAGCUGGACCAGUCCAACAGAAUGGGAGUCCAAAGCGUAGAGGAUGUAAGAACUGUCCUCUGGCUACAUAUACUGAACUGGAACUAGCUUUGAGAUUUUAUUCCACCAUGUUCUGCAAUUAGAGAUGUAGAAAUGUGACAUCAAAAAAGUCUUAACAUUGUCGUCACCAUGGCCACAAAAACUUGUAGUGUAAUUUUUAUGUAAACCAUAUGAAAUGAGCAGACAUAAUAUUUAUAUUUUAUACAGGCAACAUAUAUUAAUCUCUACUUCUCUUUGUGUAUUUAUAUCAUUUGUCUAGUGCUGUGUUUGCCUAUGUAAUGUAAUCUCUUUGCUAUAAGAGCACAGUGCACACACCAGCUCGGCCUUUUGCUGUGAAGCUUUGAUACUGUUUGUGCCUGCUCUUUAUUUUUUAUCCACAGUUAGAGAAAGUAUAUAUCUGUAUAUCCAUUGUGUUUUGAUAGUCUUCUGCAAACUUUGCAGUUUGUGCCUGCUCUUUAUUUUUUAUCCACAGUUAGAGAAAAUAUAUAUCUGUAUAUCCAUUGUGUUUUGAUAGUCUUCUGCAAACUUUGCAUGUGCUAGACUCAGUCCAGUGUUAGAUGCAUGGAUGUGGUUUUUAUCAGAACUUUGUAUAUUGUUCGUAUGUUAAGCCACUUUCACAUACCCACCUCUCCCCAGGAGUUUGCUGGCUAUUUCAUGUCUAGGCAUCAUGUCUGAACAAAUCCUUGUGUUGUGCAGCCAACAAAGUGCAGCUGUAUCGGGUCAGACUCGGUCAAAUAGCCAGUUACGUUCUGGAUUGAACUGGUCCAAUUGCCUUUAAAGAUCUUCCCCAAUUGGUUAAUUGUUCUAAAGAUAAGUAAAGUGUUUUGUCUUUUGUUUGAAGUCUGGUCACAUGUAAAGUUAUAAUCUCAUAUAUCUCACAUGAGGGAAAGUAAAUGAGUGUCCUAGCAUUAGAUCAUUUGGUCUCAUAAAAGACGUAAAAUUCAUCACAUGAAUGAUUAACCACUGAGGGUUGUCUUCCAAAUUUAGUAGGACAUUUGAUACCCAUUUGUUCUGGGACUGAACCCGAUGCCGCUAACAGAGCAUUGCCGCUAACAGAGUGUUGCCAGGACUAAAGAAUAGACCUGAUGCCGCUAAAAGAGCGUUGUUGUAAACGAAGUCACUGAAUAGUGACGUUUGGCCACAGUUAAAAUUAUUAAUAAGGACACAGGGACAUGUUUAUUGUUUUUCACAUUUUUUUCACAUUACUGUGGGGUGGUUUUCCUACUUGAACGAGAUUUUCGACUGUCUUGAGAAACAGCGUAUCAAGCAGCGUCCUGUUUGAGAAUUCCUGUACUCAUACAGCUCUCAAAUAGUUCUGUCUUGGGGGCAUUGGAAUAACUGUUUGGGAUUAUAGAAUUACGGCAUUGCAAUUUUGGUGUCUAAAACAAGUGAUUUGACUGGGAUAUCCUCAACAGCCAAGUGUGCAGAAUCUCUGUGUAGAAGCUUCUUGGCUGGGUCCUCACAUUGGGCGCUGUGCCAUUCACCAAAUUUGUUAAUACAGUGCCUUGCGAAAGUAUUCGGCCCCCUUGAACUUUGCGACCUUUUGCCACA
Monopterus albus (swamp eel) is the source of this 3729-nucleotide messenger RNA. RefSeq names its product tyrosine aminotransferase (gene tat). Gene Ontology annotation, molecular function: L-tyrosine:2-oxoglutarate transaminase activity; pyridoxal phosphate binding. Gene Ontology annotation, biological process: L-phenylalanine catabolic process; biosynthetic process; L-tyrosine catabolic process. Bases 699 to 2132 code for a protein of 477 amino acids. The record is from RefSeq and is a predicted model, not a curated record. Lineage: Eukaryota; Metazoa; Chordata; Actinopteri; Synbranchiformes; Synbranchidae. The transcript has 15 exons.